AUGAUCGGCGUCGGCGCCGUCAACGAGUCCAAGCGCGCGAUGCUCGUGUCGGGCAUCGCGGGGUUCGUGUCCGGCGCCUGCAGCAUGGCCAUCGACGAGUUCGUGUCCGUGUACGCGCAGUACAACAUCGAGGUGGCCCAGAUCAAGCGCACCCGCGACGUCGACGGGGGCAGCGGCGACAGGAGCAACCUGCCGAGCCCGACGCUGGCGGCGGGCGCGUCGGCCCUGGCAUUCGCGGCGAGCGCCGCGCUGCCGCUUCUGAGCGGCGGGUUCGUGCGGACGUGGGCGGGCAGGGUAGCGGCCGUGUGCCCGUCGGCCGCCGGUGAGUGCCUCAACACCGCCCGACGGCGAACACCGGCUUCCCGGUGUCCUUCUCGUAGUGCUCGAGAUCGGCGAACGAGUUGA
Molecule: messenger RNA, 405 nt
Organism: Aegilops tauschii subsp. strangulata
Lineage: Eukaryota; Viridiplantae; Streptophyta; Magnoliopsida; Poales; Poaceae
Source: RefSeq, a predicted model, not a curated record